AUGUCUGAUACAAUUGCAGUUAUACCAAUGAACGGACAGGCGGCGGGACAGAAUGGAGUCAAGCGACGUGAGAACGACGAUUUCUCGGUGAAGCUAUCGACCAUUCGGAUCUGGAUGCACGAAAAGGACAUUGGAAAGCUGACGCGCAUUUUGUGGGCGGGACAGGGACAACGCCUCUGCCAGCAGGCAAGCAAUAAUGGGCGUGUCAAGCGCUUUCUAGCCGCCGUGCCGCAUGUCAUGAAUGCCAGCAAGGAUCUGCAUCAGGCGGUGAUUGACAACAACCUGGAGACGCUGCAGAUGCAGCUGGAGCCGCCGGUGUCAUCGGCAUUGGUCACAGCCAAGGAUGGCAACGGAUUGAAUGUCAUACACAAGGCCGCUGGCUUGGGACAUACCAAGAUCUUGGAAUAUCUCAUAGGGUUGUGGCCGGAGGGGGCACAUGAGAUCGAUAUAACGGGCAAGACGGCGCUACAUUGGGCCGCCAGUGCCAAGAAUAACAUGCGCUGUUAUACGCUUCUCACCCAGGCAGGUUGCGAUGAGGAGGCCUUGGAUUACAAAAGGAAGACACCCGUCUACUAUCGCCAUAAGCCUCACGAAAUCGAGCGGGCGUUUCUUGUCUAUGUGCCCGAGGCGCCGCGCAUCUCCCCCGACAGCGUCACCGAUUGGGAGGCACUCAGCGAUGAGAGCAACGACGGCAGCGUCGCCGGCGACGCCAGCCGAAGCAGCAGCAAGCAGAGCAAGAAGUUGAGCAAUAAACCGACGGUCGCUGUAAAUGGUCGUAAAUCGUUGGAUGACAGCGCCGAGAACACCUCGGAAUUGGACACGAAUGACGGUGCGAGUGCCAAUGAUGAUGAUGAAGAUUUGUCCAAAGCGGAUGCGGAAGUUGAGGCUGCCGUGGAAACGGAAGCGGAUGCGGAAGCGUUGCCCGCAGCGCAGCGUCGACCCGAAACGCCAGCGGUUUUGGCCAACGAUGCAGUAGAAGAUACCGAAAGCGAGGAAGCUGAGAAUAUUGCAAGAGCUGUAAGCGAUGAUGAUGAUGAUGAUGAUGAUAAGGUUGAGACAGCGACAGAGCCGGAGACAGCAGCUGAGGAGGAGAAACAACCGGAGACGGAGAUGGAGAAUGGAACUGAAGAGACAAACGAAGAUGAUGGAAUUGAGCAGUCGAAUGAGAAUGAAGUUGAAGUCGAAAUUAAAGUAGAUGAUGAUACAGAGAGUGAGCAAAAUGCAACUGAAAAGACUGAAGCAAUUGAGAAAGAAGCGGAAUCGAAUGUGGAAACGGAAACAAAGUUAACUGAUGACAUAGAGAAAGGUGCAGAAAAAGAUGCAGAAAAAGACGCAGAAAAAGCUGAGGAGGAGGAGGAAGAGGACGAUGAUGAGGUACAGAUUGGCAUGCUUUAAUUAGCCAAGUUAUAGAUCAAUUCGAUUCGAUUGAUUGAUUGAUGUUUUUGUGGCGUUUGCUCCGUCCUUUGACAAUGAAUGUGAAUCUGUAAAAAACUCAAAAAAUCCAAAAAAAAAAA
This is a messenger RNA of Drosophila innubila, 1514 nucleotides long. RefSeq names its product nucleolin. The record is from RefSeq and is a predicted model, not a curated record. Lineage: Eukaryota; Metazoa; Arthropoda; Insecta; Diptera; Drosophilidae. The coding region runs from base 1 to 1395 and encodes 464 amino acids. Gene Ontology annotation, molecular function: protein binding. The transcript has 7 exons.